GGACAGACGCCGUUGAGCAUCACGAAGCCGCCGAGGGGGAGGGAUAAAUACAAUCCGUGAGUGGCCAAUUCAGCUGAGAUGAGAUGGAAAGCAUUUGGGAGACUAUGAUCAUCUCUUUGGUGGUGUCAUUAGGCUGGGACGAUCAAAUGUAGAGAGGCAAGCAGGGCUAACGAGGGUCCUGCAGAUUCAAAGUCGAAAUGUCCCCCAUCAACCUGGACCGCAUACAGUCAUGGAUCGACCAAGGCCGGAUCGAUACCUCGAAACCGAUCACAAUGAAGGAACUGAACAAGUCACGGUGUCUGCACGGUGUAAAGAGACAUGGCGUAAAGCUGCUUGGCCGGAACGCCGACCAGCUCACCUCCGCCAUCCAUAUCGUCGUCUCGCGCGCCUCCGCCACCGCCAUCGCCCGCAUCGAAGCCCUCGGCGGCUCCGUCACCACGCGCUUCUACAGCCCGACGUCGCUCAAGCGCGUGCUCAAGGGCGAGUCGCACCCGAUCAUCUCGCUGCAGGCCGACGCGGCGCUCAUCGAGCGCGGCGCCGCGUACAAAGCGCCGACGGGCCCGCCGACAGGCCUCAUCCCGCCCAGCGUCAUCGAGAGCCUCAAGGCCGCGCAGGCAGACCCAGACACCCCCGUUGAGGUCAGGCACGCGGCGCUACGCGCCGUCAUGGCACAGGUCAGCAAGCGCUACCCGUACCGCCUGCCCGACGCGACGGCGAGGAAGGACAUCGAGUACUACCGCGAUCCGGCGCACCGUGGGUACCUGAUGCACACGGUCAAGGACGGCGAUAGCCCGAGUUUGUUCUUCAAAAUGCCGGGUGAGGCGAAGGAUCGCAAGGGCCAGGCGGCGAGGAGGGCGGCGGCGAAGGCGAGCGCGGAAAACAGGCUGUUCUAGAUAGAGAAAGGGAGGGUGGAGGGGAGGUGUACGAUAUGUAGCAUAUCACGAUGGCUUGGGCACAUGUAGAUAUAGAUGUAGGAUUGGAUAUGUAUGUCAUGCCGUACUAUUCAGUGUAUAUCAAGCUUUCGUCGUCUUCAGGACAUGUGCGUGGAUUGCGCAAGAGGCAAGAAUGUAGUGUGUGGUGGCAGCAGGUGCAGAGUCAAGAUGCGGUGGGAUACAGUAAUAGAGAGAGGUUCGUUCAGAGCAAAGUGC
Messenger RNA from Paraphaeosphaeria sporulosa, 1148 nucleotides. RefSeq lists its product as uncharacterized. The record is from RefSeq and is a predicted model, not a curated record. Gene Ontology annotation, molecular function: structural constituent of ribosome. Gene Ontology annotation, cellular component: mitochondrial large ribosomal subunit. NCBI's taxonomy places the organism in Eukaryota, Fungi, Ascomycota, Dothideomycetes, Pleosporales, Didymosphaeriaceae. Bases 198 to 893 code for a protein of 231 amino acids. Gene Ontology annotation, biological process: translation. The transcript is spliced from 2 exons.